AUGUCGAAGCCGGUCUCGCGAGACGGCCCUGGCGCCGUCGACCCGGAAAAGGGCCACGAGGAGAGGAUCGACAAGAUCUCCGACAAGUCGAGCACCGACAGCAACCAAUUCGUCACCGAUGAAGAUUCCCUUCCCGAGGGCUACUUCAAGAGCCGAUUCUUCAUCGGUACCAUGUUGGGCAUUGGUCUCGGUCUCAUGGCAGGUGUUGCUGGCUUUGGUUUUGCUGCCCCUAUUCUCGGCAUCAUCAAUGCGGAUAUUGGUCCGGACCCCAACAUCGUCUGGGUCGCCCUCGUCUACACCCUUACCAGUGCCGUCACUCUCACAAUCAUCGGCCGCCUCAGUGACAUCUUCGGACGCCGAUGGAUUUUCGUUGGUGGUGCCGCCCUCGGUGUCCUCGGCUGCAUCAUCUGCUCCGUCGCCACCAACGUUCCCAUGCUCAUCGGCGGUAUGACCAUCAUCGGUGUCGCCGCCGCCACCCAGCUGUCCUACUUCUACGUCAUGGGCGAGCUGGUGCCCAUGAAGUACCGCCUCGCCGGUAACGGCUUCUGCUACCUGUUCUGCAUCCCCGGGUCGGGCAUCGCGCCCAUCCUCGCGCAGGCCUUCCUGCAGAACCACCCCAACGUCGGCUGGCGCGGGCUCUUCUACCUCAACACGGCCAUCAACGCGGCCAGUCUCUUCUGCUGGUUCUUCUUCUACCACCCGCCCACCUUCGAGAUGAAGCACGGCGGCGGCGCCAAGUUCUGGGACUACAUGCGCCGCUUCGACUACGUCGGCACCGCCUUCUACACCGGCGGUCUCCUCAUCUUCAUGAUGGGCCUCAACUGGGGCGGCGGCGUCUACGCCUGGGACUCGGCCAACGUCAUCGCCACCAUCGUCGUCGGCUUCGUCGCCCUCGUCGUCUUCGUCCUCUGGGAGUGCUACGCCAGGCUGUCCGAGCCGCUCGUGCGCAUGCGCUACUUCCGCCACCUGCCCUGGGUCGCCUCCACCGUGCUGACGGGUCUCGGCGCCAGCGUCUACUACGCCUUCGCCAUCGUGUGGCCCAGCAUGGUGGCCGUCAUGUACACCACCGAGGGCCACUCGACCUUCUACACCGCCUGGCUCGCCUCCAUCGUCUCGCUCUUCAUGGUCGCCGGCCAGAUCGUCGGCGGCUUCCUCGGCAAGCUGAUCGGCUACCUCAAGUGGCAGUGCGUCGUGACCUUCACCAUCGGCGGCAUCGCCUUCGCCACCAUCGCCACCUGCGGGCCCGACACCCCCGUGCGCGCCUCCGCCCUCGUCGGCGUGGGCGCCUUCAUGGCCGGCUGGGGCGAGGGCACCGCCAUCACCAUCGUCACCCUGUGCGCGCCCGACCAGGCCCAGCUCGGCAGCGCCAGCGGCGUCGCCGGCAGCAUCCGCUUCCUCAUCAGCAGCAUCGCCGCCACCGUGUACAGCGUGGUGCUGUCGAACCGCCUGGCCGUCGAGGUCCCCGCCCAGGUGCCCGGCGCGCUGGUGGCCGCCGGCCUGCCCGAGGGCAGCGUGGCCGACUUUAUGGCGGCCCUCACGACCGGGUCGUUCGGGGGCGUCGCUGGGCUGACGGACUCGAUCCUGGCCACCGGCAUGCGGGCGUACCAGGUGGCCAGCAACGACGCGUACCGCACCGUUUUCCUGACCAACAUUGCCUUCUCGGUCGUGGCUAUCUUCUGCGCCGUGAUGAUGCCCGACAUGGACGUCCACAUGACUGACAAGGUUGCGACGACACUUCACCAGGGCAAGGACAAAGACAAGCUGCCAGGCCAGUAA
Messenger RNA from Sodiomyces alkalinus F11, 1776 nucleotides. RefSeq names its product MFS general substrate transporter. Gene Ontology annotation, cellular component: membrane. NCBI's taxonomy places the organism in Eukaryota, Fungi, Ascomycota, Sordariomycetes, Glomerellales, Plectosphaerellaceae. The transcript is spliced from 2 exons. Bases 1 to 1776 code for a protein of 591 amino acids. Gene Ontology annotation, biological process: transmembrane transport. The record is from RefSeq and is a predicted model, not a curated record. Gene Ontology annotation, molecular function: transmembrane transporter activity.